GCAGGCAAUGGACGCGAGUGGGAAACUCUCAGGAAAAUAUUUACCGCUAGCCUCCCGACUCCGUGUUGCGUGUUCCAAAGGGGCGUGUGCGUGCGCCUGUGUGUGUGUGGGCCAGGGGGAAUCCAAAAUGUAGUAUUCCACUUCGACGCCCAAGGAGUACAUGCAAAAUACUAAAAGUCAAAGAAGUGCCUUUAUAGUUUACCGAUUUUCCUGACAUUGCUUUGCCCCAACACUGUUUCAGUCGUCCAAGGCCUACGGAUCAAGAGUAUAUAGGCGCGGUGAAAUGUACUAAACCACAAGAAACACAAUAAAAUGUAUGUUUCACAGAAAUUACAUAAAUUUGCAGUUAAAGGGCCUAUAUAAAAACACUCUUGCUUAAAAAGUAACUAGAGACAGCUGCAAAGUAAAGAAAUGCUACCAACCCUGAACACUUUCCUUUGAGCAGUACAUAAAAUGCGCCGAAAUAUCUGCAGCUGAGUGCGAAGUUCACCUUCACCCAAAGAGUGUGGCAUGCAGGCAUAUGAAAAAUCGAUACUAGAAGCAUCGGCAGUUGCAACGCCCUACGGCCGCUCCCACUUGUCCACAAACAUCUGCAGCUCCAAGGGUGGGGAACCAUAGGUCCAGAGGUCUGCUAGCUCGACUAGAGUCCGCGCAGGAGUCCCAAUCCCGACGGCAUGGUGGAUGCCAAGCCGCAGCCACCCACUCCGGGAACGAUGCCCGGAACGCCACCCGCUGGCUUUGCCGGCGAGCGAUCGAAGAUCAAACUGUUCAUGGAACGGACGCCCAGCAUCGGAGCCCUCAAGUCCAAGUUCCUCACGGUGCUGGGAAACAGCAACGAGCUGCUCAACGGCAUAUCAAACAAGCUGACCCUGAGUAGCAGCAGCAGCGACUCCGACUAUUGUGAUGACGACGAGGAUAUACCCAAAUUUGACGAGACCAUUGAUUACACCAAGAUCGACUUCGAAGGUCGCCGUGUGAAAGCUCGUCGGGCUCAUGAGGAAAUCAUCUCGGGGCGUUAUCGUCAGCCCAAUUUAGCGCCACGUCCCCGACUGGAACCAUCGCGUGGUCGACAUGCCGCAAGCAAACUGGGUGGACCCCUCCGCUCGAGUUCCGGCUCAUCGAGCAGCUCCAGCAGUGACGACGACAGCAGCUCGAUGUCGCUGCCCGAGCACAUGGCCAACCGGUCCCAGUCGCACGACGUCAGCAGCACCACCCGCUCGGAUUCCAUAGAGUCGCGCCACUCCGGCGGAUACGAGAGGGCCAGAGCGAUUGCCGGUGCCCGACGCAGCGAGAUGGACAUGCAGCGGGAUGUGCAGAGGACGGGGGAAGGGCUCGAGUCCUUGCCACCACACAUCGAUGUGCAGCCGCCGACGGAGGGCGGUGGAGGAGGAGGAGCGGGAGCGGGAUCCGGAGGACGUCAGCAGUGGGCCGGGGGCAGCAACUCGAUGCGCCUGCCGUCGCGCAGUCGGGCCUCCAACAGCAGCACCUUGACCAGCCUGCGGGACGAGCCGGAUCAGCUGCUGGCCAGCCCCAGCAUGGAGUCCACCGACUGGCGGCACUUCAUCCGCUCCGAGUCGCAGAACUCUGUGCCGUCGUGGGCCUCCUCAAUCAGCCUGGAUUGUCGGGCGGGCGAGGAGCCGGUCAAGGAGUUCAUGAAGCACUUCACCGCCCUGCUGUUCGGAGGAUCUCCUGGGGCCGUCGAUCUGGAGCUGAAGUCCGAGUUCGGAGUGCUGCUGCGGCUGGAGAUCGGCCGGCUGUGGUUCACCCGGUUCCUCACUGACCAGCGCCACAAGUCCAAGCGGCUGGACUCGGUCACCUUCGGCGGUCUGGCCCAGUACUUCGCCCUGGCCCUGUUCGAGUGCAGCGAGUGCGAGGACUACGGCCCGGCUGCGGUCCUGAUGAACCUCUGUUUCCUCUUCUACCACGAGGUGGAGGUGCCCGGCUGCGAUCCCUACCGCGAGUACCUGUUCUCCUCGCUGCGCCAACAGCCCAUCUGGCAGCAGGCCCGCUUCUGGAACGCCAUCUUCCACGAUGCUCUGCAGGCGGAGCGGGAGCACCGAGGUCAGAGCCAGAUGAGGCGCCAACAGCGCCGCCAGCAGAAGCAACAGAAGCAGCAAGGAGCAGGGACGGGAGCGGGAGCGGGAUCGGGAAUGGUGGAUGUGCCGCCUUCCCAGUCGCAGCGCAAACAGGGCGGCGACUCCUCGUCCAGUUCCUCGCAUCAGGUGGUUCAGCCAUCCACUCCGGCGGCUCCGGCGUCCACUGGCUCCAUUCCGGCCAACCGCAGGCAGAGCAAAACCAGCCUCACCCAGCCAAAGUCGGUCAGGGAGCACGAGGACAUUGCAUUUCGGCAGCUUGGGGCCUUGACGUGCAAUAUGCACUCACUGGGUACAUCUCAAGAAUUGUGCCUCGACUUCCUGAAAAAGAACGUGGUGGCCCUUAACCUAUCAAAGGAUAAAGCCAAACUUAUAAGAGACAAUAUCUAUCGAAUGUACCAUGAGACGCAACUUUGGGGAGCCCGACACGCCUGAGCAGUAACAAUUGUUUAAGUACCUAACGAAAUCGUGUUUCAAUCUUCGUCUCAACUAAAGCAAAACUUGUGUCGUAAGUCAGCCGACAACACCAAAAUAAUCCUAAUGUAGCAGAUCAAUGAAUUUUUAUCUGAAAUCUGAAGUUUUUACUCGCGUUGUUGUAACUUUAAGGACAUUAAUAAAGUGGGCAUUCUUGUAACUGGGUUUGACACGCCCCGAAAUUAUAUAAAACUUUAAACUUAAACUCAAUGAAUCAUGAAGCAAUGGGAUAAUUUAAAAUCUAUAGUUUGUAAAUAUUUUUAUUUUUUAAAUGCAUUUAAAGAAUGAAUUUUUAUUUUUCUAACCGAAAUUAUUUUUUGUUAAAGAUCAACGAAUUCGAAUUGCAUAUCAAGUUAUUCUUUGAAUCAAAAUCAGUUACAAGAAUAUGUUUACUGCGAACAGUAGGUGGACAUUUAAGCAAAUUCUUAUAUGUACAUACAUGUAUCCACAAAUUGUGAUAAAAAUAUUUUGUGAUUACUUUAUAUAGACCUAAAUAUUUACGUGUACCGAAAUUAUGCAAUGCAAAUAGCUUAAAUAUCUCAGAUUAAUUUGUUAAAAAUCAAGAUCAAUAACUAUGCUAUGUAUGUUUAUAAUGUAAGUGAUAACAUUUCGCAAUUGUUUAAUACAUUCAAAUUAAUAAAACUCUAACA
Messenger RNA from Drosophila rhopaloa, 3217 nucleotides. RefSeq lists its product as uncharacterized. Lineage: Eukaryota; Metazoa; Arthropoda; Insecta; Diptera; Drosophilidae. The coding region runs from base 675 to 2528 and encodes 617 amino acids. The transcript has 7 exons. The record is from RefSeq and is a predicted model, not a curated record.